Messenger RNA from Letharia lupina, 963 nucleotides. RefSeq lists its product as uncharacterized. The coding region runs from base 1 to 963 and encodes 320 amino acids. The record is from RefSeq and is a predicted model, not a curated record. The transcript has 4 exons. NCBI's taxonomy places the organism in Eukaryota, Fungi, Ascomycota, Lecanoromycetes, Lecanorales, Parmeliaceae.
AUGACCUCCCUGCAUCAGCUUCCAUGGCAUCACAACAUCCAGCAACAUGCGCUGCUCGAGUACGCGAGUCUUAAGCAAGCAUGUCCAGAAGGGAUCUAUUUGAGUCUGAAGCCCGGAGCUUCAACGCAGUGGUCUGGCGUACUCUUCGUUCGCAAAGGCCCUUAUGCGCCAGCAAUCCUACGCUUCCUGGUCUCCUUCCCCCCCGACUAUCCUACCCUACCCCCCGUUAUCACCUUCAUUAGCGACAUCUUCCAUCCUCUGGUCGCGCCAUUGACUACCUACACAUACACGACUGGAUCUUCGAGCUCAGAGACUGUCAGCGCCACUGAUGAAGAGCGACUUCCCCCGGGCGGCUUUAGCCUGAGGCAUGGAUUUCCACAUUGGUUUGGGAGGUCGCAGAAGAGCGCUAAGUUUUCAGCAACGAGCUCGAGAAACGUGAGCGAUGCGCACCCAGGCGCUGCAAACCAGCGUGAAGACGUGUAUAAGCCACCUCCGCCGGAAGAUUUGAGUUCUAGAGAGUCCUCUCCAAGAUCUGCAACAUUUCGCAUGAGCCAUGUUCGAACACGACCAAGACGUUCAAUCCAGCCUAGCCAGCAGACAAAGAUCACCGAGGUUUUGGAGUACAUGAAAAGCGCUUUUGACGAUGAGAUCGCGUUGGACACACUGCCAUUGGAGGCUGCCGGAAACUCGGGUGCUUGGAAAGCAUGGCGGGCGUACCGUAGGAGCAAUGAGGCAGACAGCAAACUUGUCGACUCGGCGCCGAGCUUGCACAAGCAAGAUGAAUGGAGCUGGGAUGGGGUCUGGGAAGAAAGAGUUCGAAAGGGCGUAGACGCAAGCAUUGCAGAGUCUACACUCUACGGGGGUACUAGCGGAGGAGAUGAUCUGAUCCGAUUCGUCGAUGUAGGCAAUGAUUUGACUGAAGCAGUCAGAGCAGGAGUGGUUAGUCAUGUGGGCGGCUCGUAG